Molecule: messenger RNA, 444 nt
Organism: Recurvomyces mirabilis
Lineage: Eukaryota; Fungi; Ascomycota; Dothideomycetes; Mycosphaerellales; Teratosphaeriaceae
Exons: 2
Coding region: 1-444 (147 amino acids)
Biological process (GO): transmembrane transport; carbohydrate transport
Cellular component (GO): membrane
Molecular function (GO): carbohydrate:proton symporter activity
Source: RefSeq, a predicted model, not a curated record
AUGGCGGUCGAGAAGGACGGCAGAGUGCUGCAUCGACAGAAGCUCAAUGCUUAUACCUUCUUCGUGCUAUGUAUGCUUGGCAUAGGCUCCAUAAGCUAUGGCUACUCUGCGUCCAUUAUCGGCACGACUUUGGGUCAACCAUCUUUCAUUACCUACAUGAAGCUUGAUACCCGCGCCGAUGGGACAGAUCUGCUCUCAACAACUAAUGGGCUGUUCCAGACAGGAGGUGUUAUUGGUACGCUCAUGCUGCCCAGUAUUGCAGACAAAUGGGGUCGACGUUGGGCUUGCGCAGCCGCCUGCAUCCUACUCGUUAUCUCUGGCGCCGUCAUGACUGCGUCUGUCGAGAUCGGCAUGUUUAUUGCCUUCAGGUUCUUCGCCGGAGCAGGAAGCUUUGGCAUUCUGGCCGCCGUGCCCAUUCUAAUGAACGAGGUACAGAUUCAUUAA